CAGUCGUGCAAGCGAACAUUUUUUGCAUAACUAGAAAACUAGAAAGUAAAAUAAUGAAUGUUUACUUGGCAUGAAAUUCACCUCGCAUUCCAGCGCAUAGUUUGCGAAGGCGAAGGCUUCAUUGCCAAUUGCUCAACGCGCACUCGAAUCAGUACGAACUUGGCACGAGCCGUGAGCGGUGGUGACAACACUUUUUUUGGUGGCACGUCCAAAAAAUUCUGGUUGUCGCUGCAUAACGGCAACCAUAAAUACACCAGCGAAACUAAAACAAAAACAGUAAACCGAACGAAACGACAUCGGCAACGAUAGGAAAAUACGAUAACGACGACGACGUUAAUGCCGGCGCGCAGCGAGGCGUAAAACGUGCGAUAACAACAAAAACGAAGUACGAAGACGAUACAAUAGGUCAACAGCAACAUGCCCGUAUAUUGGGACUAUGACUGGGAUUGGCCACACGAUCACUUCUGGCACUGGCCCUCCACACGCCUUUGGCCCUUCGAUAGCUUCAGCUAUCAUGCAAGGUGUCCGACCUCGCGUCGCUGGAAGUCGACCUUUACACAUCACGAUGUGGAUGUGUGUGCGCGUGACUGGCAUAUGCAUCACUGGUCGGACGAUGGACCUUGGUGUCAUCGCUCGUGUUUGGUCAGUCGUGCGACCAUCGAGACGGGCGAUGAGCCGGACAGCAAUGGCAAGGGCACCUUUAAGGUUGUCAUCGAUGUGCAUCAUUUCCGCGAUGACGAGCUUGUCUUGAAGGUGCGCAACAAUGACACCGUUAUUUUGACGGGCAAACAAAAGGACGAUCGCGGUGAGAAAAGUAAAUUCUGCAUUACACGUGAAUUUACGCGCAAAUAUAAAUUACCAAGGAAUUACGAUGCCACUUUGGCCAAGGCUACACGUUCCACCGAUGGCGUGCUGACAAUUAUUGUGCCACCACCACCACCGCUGGACGAUGUGGAGCGUCUUGUGGAUAUCGAACCGACCGGCGCCUACUUCGGUACCACUGCCACAACGGCGGAGAAAGACAUAAAGGCUAUUGAGAAUGGUGAGAAUGGUGAGGACGGUGCGGAUAAUGUGGAGAAUGCGGAAUUGGCUGAUGAAAACGAUGCUGCUGGUGAUAAAUCAAAAAAAGCUCGUUUUGACUCCACGGAUGAGUCAAAAUGAAAAGCGACGUGUGCUGCGGUCGUUCACACUUGCGCGAAAUGGCGUGACAACUUCAAGCGGCGUUUCAAGAACUAUUGGACGAAAAAGCAGCAAAAUGCGAAGCAAAAUUAUAAAGGAAUAUGUUAGUGCGUUGCAGCUGCGGUGGUGGUGUGACAAGUUGAAUUUUCCAACAUUGUGAAAAUAAGCUUAUACUGAAAAAAAAUUUAAAAAGAAUGUGCUUGCGACUUAUGCAGCCAAACCUAAAAACCUAAAACCCAACCUUAAAAAACUAUGCACAGUGUUCUUUAAAUCACUUGAAAAAUCCCAAAAUAUAUUUCUGUUGCACUUUCGUAGCUAUCACCAAAAAUAAUCUUACUAUUAUAUUUAGAAAAAUAUUAAUUCAACAUUAUAUGCUACUACUUUAACGGGAAUACAAUGAUGCUAUCAAAAUAUUUAACUUACACCUAAGUUUCUAGUCUAAUAUACUAACGGUCUCUCCAAAAAAAGUAAUAUUAAUAACAUCUAGUGCUAAUAAUAUUAAUAUCUAAAUCAAUCAAUAAAAUAAAUAAAUUUUGUUGCUUAGAAAAACUCUAAGGACA
Molecule: messenger RNA, 1739 nt
Organism: Bactrocera oleae (olive fruit fly)
Lineage: Eukaryota; Metazoa; Arthropoda; Insecta; Diptera; Tephritidae
Biological process (GO): response to heat; protein refolding
Cellular component (GO): cytoplasm; nucleus
Source: RefSeq, a predicted model, not a curated record